AUGUCCAUCUUAGAUAUCUGCAGGUUGAAUAAAGUUGGUAUUGGGGCUCUUCUUGAAACUAAAAUUAAAGGAGAGAAACUUAAGGAGGUUAUGGGUACUAGUUUUAUGGGUUGGGACUACUAUAGUAGUUCGAGAUUCGAGGGUAGAAUUCUUUUGAUUUGGAAGGCUUGCUGGGUUAAAAUUGAAGUUAUAAAGGAUCAUGAUCAAUUUCUUCAUUGUAGGGUUCGGCUAUGUGCUACAGACCAAGUUUUUUGCCUUACAGUUGUUUAUGGCUCUAACCAGCUGGAGGCCAGAAGAUAUCUUUGGUAUGAGCUAACCAAUUUAUCUUUCCAUGUUAAACCUUGGCUAAUUGUAGGUGAUUUUAAUGCAGUUUUUGAUUCAAAAGAUAGAAUGGGAGGUAAGGCUAUAACAAUGAAAGAGCUAGAAGAUGCUAGACAUUGGCUUGAUCUUGGCAUAGUGGAAGAAAUGAAGAUAAUGGGUUUGUUUUAUACUUGGUCAAACAAUCAGGAAGGGGGAAAUCAUAUCUUCUCCAAGUUAGACAGAGUGUUCUUCAACAAGGAUUGGCUAGAUUCUUUUCCUAAUGUCAGUGCUACUGCGAAUUGGGAGGUAGUUUCAGAUCACUGUGUUAUAAUUUUGAAGCAAUUAUCAGCCCAAAAAGAUGGUAUUCAACCGUUUCAUUUCUACAAUAUGUGGACUGGCCAUCCUCAAUUCAAGCCAACAUUCUUGGCUAACUGGUAUAAGCCUUUAAAGGCUAAGGGCCGAGGAUUGGAUCAGAUAGCAUGGAAACUUUCUCGGCUUAAGUAUGAGCUGAAGAAGUUUAACUGGGGGGUUAUAGGAGAUGUUGUCAAAAAGUAUAUGGAAAGUAAAAGAGCUUAUCAACAAGCUAAAUCCACUCUUUUCUCAGACCCGAAGAAUCACAGCUUAAGUUUGGCUGAAAGAUCCUCUUUUCUGGAGUUUAAGAAGCAGGAGAAAACUUAUGCUAGUUUUCAUUAUCAGAAGAGUAAGAUAGAUUGGCUCCGUUUAGGUGAUGAAAACUCCUCCAUGUUUUAUGCUAGUAUGAAGAAAAGGAAAAUUAAUAACAGGAUAGUGUCUUUUGUAACAGAAGGAGGCAGAGUAGAAGAUAGUUACCCAAAGGUGAUUCACCACUUUGUUCAACAUUUUCAGUCUUUCUUGGGUUGCUCAAGUAAAGCUUCGGGUCAUAUAGAUUCUUCAAUAAUAGACUUGGGUCUGAUUAUGAACUUUGAAGACCAAUUGGAGCUGAUUAAACCUUUCUCUUAUCAAGAUGUCAAAACUUCCAUGUUUAGUAUAAAUGCUAUCAAAAGCCCUAGUCCAUAUGGUUUUGGAGCAGGUUUCCUUAAAAGUCUUUGGACAGACAUAGGGAAAGAGGUGUCUAAGGCAGUUCUUGAGUUCUUUGACACAUGA
This is a messenger RNA of Humulus lupulus (European hop), 1422 nucleotides long. RefSeq lists its product as uncharacterized. The transcript has a single exon. Lineage: Eukaryota; Viridiplantae; Streptophyta; Magnoliopsida; Rosales; Cannabaceae. The record is from RefSeq and is a predicted model, not a curated record. The coding region runs from base 1 to 1422 and encodes 473 amino acids.